CUCAGCCGCGCUGGUGCAGCAGGAGGAAGCGCCGUUUCCGGUAAUGAGCGACUGACUGCUGACAAACCCCGACGACAAACCCGCUGCUUUCGGCAUCUACCGGCGUGAAAUUGUCCGCUCUCAUCCGGGCGGGACGUCAGACGGGUUCCAGCAAAACGUUCGGCUGGAGAGAGGCGUGAAGCUGCAGCAGAGCCGCGGGGUUUGAGCCUCCCAGCGCCGGUAUGGCCCGCGACUACGAUCACCUCUUCAAGCUGCUGAUCAUCGGUGACAGCGGUGUCGGAAAGAGCAGUCUUCUCCUGCGCUUUGCAGACAACACUUUUUCAGGUAGUUACAUCACCACUAUAGGAGUGGACUUCAAGAUCCGGACGGUGGAGAUUAAUGGAGAGAAGGUGAAGCUGCAGAUUUGGGACACAGCUGGACAAGAGCGAUUCAGAACCAUCACAUCUACGUAUUACAGAGGAACCCAUGGGGUCAUAGUAGUGUAUGACGUCAGCAGUGCUGAAUCCUUUGUUAAUGUCAAGCGUUGGCUGCAUGAAAUAAACCAGAACUGCGAUGACGUCUGUCGAAUAUUAGUGGGCAAUAAAAAUGACGAUCCAAACUCUAAGGUUGUGGAGACGAAUGACGCAAAGAAGUUUGCUGAGCAGAUGGGCAUCAGCCUGUUUGAGACGAGCGCAAAAGAGAACAUCAACGUGGAGGAGAUGUUUAACUGCAUCACAGAGCUGGUGCUCCGGGCAAAGAAAGAGUCUGUGGCCAAACAGCAGCAACAGCAGCAAAACGAUGUGAUUAAACUCGGCAAAAAUAGCAAACGGAAAAAAAAAUGCUGCUAGUGGAUGAACAAGUGUUCUUCUGCACGGUGAUCUGCACUUGCAGAUGGACUGUGAUCAUCUCACUUAAGAUUUCACAAAAACACAAUGUGUACAGAUGCAGGCCUUUUUGGACCGAGACAAACCACAGUGACUUUUUAAAAGAAAAUGUACAGAUUUUAUCAGAGUCAAGGAUUUUUAUUUGGAAUUCGUGAUAUUUAAUAAAAGAUCUUCCUUCUUUAUUGAAGGACCAGCAAGCUGACGUGAUCGCCAAACCGUGCAGGUUUAUGUAUGCUUACUCUCUGUAUACUCUACAGUGAUUAUAUAUCUCUAUUAUCCACCAUCUCAGGAGUGAUUUUUAUUUUCUUCUUUAUUUUGCUUCUCUGUCUUUUUUUGUGGAAUGCCAUUGUUUGUUUUCUGCAUGAACAAUUUGGGCCUUUUUUUUUUUUUAAUCCUCUCUUUAUUAUUAUUUUUUUAAUGAAAGCAUACAAUUACAGAAAUUUACUCAAAAUGGACUCAAAAGGAUGCCAACAACUUUGUUUUUAUUUUAUUUUUUAGAUAAUAUCAAUUAGUGAUUGGUCUUUUUUUUUUUUUUUUUUUUUUUUUUUAAGCCUGUAUCAUUGGGUUAACCUUGCAAAAAAAGCUUCUCCAGGUCACAUAAAAUUUUGUAUUAUAUUUUGCAUAAAGAAAAUGAAGCCUAUGUUUAGGAUCAAGCACAUUUAGUCUGAAAUUCCCAUAGCCAAUGCAAGAAAUUUUAUGUUUCUAAAUUGUAAAGUAAUUCUACAUCAUGAUAGUAUUUGUUGUACAAAAAUGGGAUACAGAAAGGGAUACAAAAAUGUGUUGUUCAAAGAUGUAUUUGUGUCCCUUAAAAGAAAAAGACUAUUAAAGCAACAAGAAUUGACUGAGAAAUUAAAACACAUUGAUGCCUUUCAGUAAUGUGCAUACAAAAGAGCAUUAGCAUUAAUCAAGAAAAAAAAAAAACAAGUCUUAAAUUAGGCUUAAUUUCUUCAUGGAAAAUGUAAUUUCUGUUUGUCCUUUAGAUUAACAUGGUCUCAUGAGAUUCACCGCAUUAGUUCAGGCUUCGGGUCUUCAUGAUGUGGACAAGCAGAGCUCUUACACAUUCACAGAUGUCUUCUGCCGCUUCGGGCUUGAGUUUUUCUGCUUUGUUUUUCCCAUGAAGAUGAAGAGGAUGAGAGUGGAUGAUGCUGUCAUAAUCUCAAAACAGUCCUUUCCUUCAGUGUUGCCAUAUAGUCGUCCUCCGUAUCAGCCGUUUGGAGGACGGGUUUGUGAGUGCAUUCAGUCAAAGCUGAUGUUAAGAACAAGAUUUCUUCUUCUGCAUCUUAUGGAAGAGCAGCGUUGUUGUGCCAUAUGAGGUUAAAUGAUGCACAAACAUCUGGACCCAGAAGAAGUCGAUACAAGCAAGGUUUAAAAACAUACAUCACCGUUUAUGCACAGUUGCAAACGGUGUAUUGCUAAUGUGAGAUGUAAUGUGUUUUAUAUGUGGCAGGGAGAUGUUAUGUUAAAGCGUUUAAGCCAAAGGGGUGAAUCAGAAUCUUGGGUUCAUCCUUAAAAUUUUUACUGAACCGGCUUUAUGGCAGAUCAGUCUGUGUGAUCUUUCAUUGGCGUCUCUAUGGAGGUGAAUCUCACAAAAACAUGACCAUGUCCCAAUUCACAUAAAAAGAAAAUGUGUAUGUUAUUGUAAAAUCUUGGCAUCAAGGUUUUUUAAAUGCAUCUGCAUGAGUCAUUGCACAAAAUUUUCCCCCAUAAAAGUGGGAAAUUUUUUUUUUUUUUUGCCACCUUUAUAACUUUUUUGAUUAUUUGUGUUUUUGUUUUGCAUUAAAAUGUUAAUGUAAAAAAAAUUAAAAAGUUUUUGCAGAUAAUUAAAUACAUGAAUGUGGUCUUUUUAUAUACAGAAUAUAAAUUAAAAUCAUUAUGAAAUAGUUAAUUGAUCUUGUUUUUUGUAAUGCAAUGAAUUUAAUUACAGCAACAAAAAAAAAAGAUAUAUUAAGGCCUCAAUACAUGCUUAUAUAAUAUAAUAUAAAUGCUUUAUACAUACAUACAUAUAUAUAUAUAUAUAUAUAUAUAUAUAUAUAUAUGUAUAUACACACUUGAAUUUUGUUUUUGAGUGGUUUUGUGAGAUUCACCAAUAGAAAUAUUUUCAUGGUUUUUAUUAAUUCAGUAGGCCAAAACACACCGCAAGCCCAGGCUGUGCUGUCAGCCGAUUUCAACCCAGUCAUGUGACAUCAUAAGUGUGCAUAUAGGUGCACUUUUGACAUAUAACAUGUCCAUGCAAAACUGUGCUGGUUGAAAGACUUUUUCAGCUGUGGUUAUAUUAUACACUGGAGAAAAGAAAUGUAUAGUGGACCUCCCCUUUAUGAAUGAAAUCAUUAAUAAAUAUUUUAAGAAUGAGUAUUUGACACAA
Molecule: messenger RNA, 3225 nt
Organism: Carassius gibelio (silver crucian carp)
Lineage: Eukaryota; Metazoa; Chordata; Actinopteri; Cypriniformes; Cyprinidae
Product: ras-related protein Rab-35
Exons: 6
Coding region: 222-827 (201 amino acids)
Biological process (GO): endocytic recycling
Cellular component (GO): plasma membrane; endosome membrane
Molecular function (GO): GTP binding; GTPase activity
Source: RefSeq, a predicted model, not a curated record